AUAUACCAUUAAGCUCCCCAAGCUUUCUACAUGUCCAUGGAAAUAUCGAAACACUUGGCCAUGACUUCCGUAUAAGAACCCUCCACUUUACUCUUUUCUCCAGGAUACCAUAUAUAUCUCGAAGAGAAAGACAAGUCCUUCUGUAGGAGCCAUGGGAACCGAACUAGACAUAGCAUAUGGCUACAAAACCAGGCCUUCAUCUCUCUUGAGCUCCAUUUUCAUGUCCACGGUGAACGCAGCGGCGAAGACGCUCGUUUCGGUGGCGAAAACUGAACAGGCGAAGUGGAAGGCCUCGGACCAUUUGCGCUUUGUGGUCAUGCUAAUGACUUGGGUCGCUCUGUGGGUUCUCAGGGUUCUCAUGGAUUACUUCCCUUGCUCUGUAGGCUUUUCUCCUCAAUAUCUCCUUUCAGGCUUCUCGUCCGUUGGAUCAUUGGACUUGUCAUCUUCAUCAUCGUUAAUGCCUUCCUUUCCUUCGUUGGAUUUGAUUGUUCAUGAAGAACUUGAUGGACCGUCCGUCCAAGCCCUUGGCAGAGCACUCCAACAAAUCCUUGCGCUCCUAAACGACAUCCCGGCCACAUCCGGGAAAUACCAAUUUGCGUUGGCAAUGGCUGAAAGGAUAAUGGACGAGAACGCCAGAUAUGGACACGCGGCGCUUCUCCAGAUCAAUCGGAUGGCCCUCGCUUCGGCAUUCGCGCGUACGUCAAACCUUCUACACCGCACUCUCGAACGCACACAAGCAGAAGACGACGAGGAUGCCAACUCUGGCGCGUGGACCACACGUGUGAUUCGGGCGCUUCCAAUGGGGAAUUACUUGACCUCCUACAUGAAAGGGUUCGGCGUUUGCGUAAAUGCCAUAAUGUCUACUGUGGCCAAUGCUGGCACGUGUCAGUUACAGAAGAAGAGGCAACCGGAGGUAGCCAGUGAGAGGGAGGUGGAGGAGCUGAUGGCGGAGAAGCUGGCUCAGGAGCUUCUGUGGAUAACGACGAAGCUUAGGGAUUAUGGAGCCGUGGAUGAAGCUUUGGUGCAAUGGAGCUUUGCCUCUGGUCUAGCCCCCCUCUCUCUCAGUGCUAAUGUUAGGGUCCAAGGCUUCAUGGUCAAGAUCUCAGCCAUAUUAUGUGGAGAGCUAAGGGGUGAAGAAAUAUCGAGCCAAGUGAAGUUCAGGUUGCUUAUGUUUUGGCUUCCUUUAUUUUGUCAUGCAAGCAACGGGCUGGUGUAUCCUGUCUUGACAAGGUUCGAAAAGACGGAAGUAGAGAGAGCAAUCGAUGAAGUACUGUCCAGCUUGCCGGCCGGGGAUCAAGAAGUCAUCCUCACAAAUUGGCUGCAAGAUUUUGCCAUAGCUGCUUCUGAUUGGCCGAAUCUCCAAUUUUCUUACGAUCGGUGGUGCCAAUUUAGUCGUAAAGUUGUUACAUAAUUAAAUUUGUGCAAACAUUUAUAUAUCGAUCUGGAUCGGAGGUCCAAAUCAAAUUAAAUAACGACUGCAUGCAGUCAUAUUGUGUGUUUUUCUUUUUUCCUUCUGUGUUAAUGUUAUGUCUUCAGGACACAUAAAAAGUUUGUCUAGCUACCAUUAUUAGUGCAUAUAUGUACACUCCUUGUAGUAG
This is a messenger RNA of Alnus glutinosa, 1598 nucleotides long. RefSeq lists its product as uncharacterized. Lineage: Eukaryota; Viridiplantae; Streptophyta; Magnoliopsida; Fagales; Betulaceae. The transcript has 3 exons. The record is from RefSeq and is a predicted model, not a curated record. Bases 152 to 1411 code for a protein of 419 amino acids.